Messenger RNA from Nomia melanderi (Alkali bee), 3017 nucleotides. RefSeq names its product nuclear cap-binding protein subunit 1 (gene Cbp80). NCBI's taxonomy places the organism in Eukaryota, Metazoa, Arthropoda, Insecta, Hymenoptera, Halictidae. Gene Ontology annotation, cellular component: nucleus; nuclear cap binding complex. The record is from RefSeq and is a predicted model, not a curated record. Gene Ontology annotation, biological process: nuclear-transcribed mRNA catabolic process, nonsense-mediated decay; mRNA export from nucleus. Gene Ontology annotation, molecular function: mRNA binding; RNA cap binding; protein binding.
CGCGGUGUAUCUAUAUCAAUUUAUACUUGAUAUUGUGUCGUGUAACGCUUACCUUCGCAACGAUUUACCAGUAAAGUGACUACUGUUGAAGGUAUAAAGGGUUAGGUUCGUUUACGAUGCUUUACAGUUAGUUGGCUUCCAAUGUAUAAAUCUCUGAAAGUAUAAGCGUGACGCUACAACAGACGUUCUAAUUAUCACAAAGAGUGACUGGUAUAUAUUUGAUGUUCGAAAAAUGAGCCGUAGAAGAGUUCACGAGGAAGACGAUGGAUACGAACGUGCGUACAAAAAGCGCAGGAGAGUGUCCGAGAAUCAAGAGAUAGAGGAUCGACUGGAAUCUCUUAUUUUAAGGGUUGGAGAGAAGUCUACGUCGUCUUUGGAAAGUAAUCUCGAAGGUUUGGCUUCUGUAUUGGAAGCUGAUCUAGGAUUGUUUCGUAGUAAAAUACUUAGAAUUUUGACAGAAUGUGCGAUUCGAAUGCCAGAGAAAUGCACAAUCUACACUACUCUUGUUGGUUUAUUAAAUGCGAAAAACUUUAACUUUGGCGGCGAAUUUGUUGAUUAUAUGGUGAAAAAUUUUAAAGAUGCGUUAAAGGCUUGUAAAUGGGACGUUGCUAGGUACUCGCUAAGAUUUUUGGCCGAUUUAGUAAACUGCCAUGUUUUAUCUUGUGGAUCUUUAAUGCAGUUGUUCGAUAACAUGUUGGAUGCUGCCAACGAAGACGGAGUGCCUCAAGUGAGACGCGAUUGGUACGUGUACGCUGUACUAUCGACCUUACCUUGGGUCGGACGAGAAAUAUACGAGAAGAAAGAGCAAGAAUUGGAUCACUUGAUGGUGACGAUAGAAAUAUUUCUGAAUAAACGAAGUAAGAAGCAUCAGCCGACUUUAAGGGUUUGGUCGAGCGAUACACCUCAUCCUCAAGAAGAAUAUUUAGAUUGCUUAUGGGCCCAAGUGCGGAAACUUAGGCAAGACAAUUGGGCAGAGAAACAUAUUCCUAGACCGUAUUUAGCGUUCGAUUCAAUAUUGUGCGAAGCAUUGCAACAUAAUUUACCAACUAUAAUGCCGCCGCCUCAUCACGAAUCGUAUUGCUACCCCCUACCUACAGUUGUUUUUCGGAUGUUUGAUUAUACAGAUUGCCCCGCCGAAGGUCCUCUAUUGCCCGGGAGUCAUGCUAUCGAAAGAUUCCUGAUAGAGGAGCACUUGAGGCAAAUAAUUAAUAAUUACUUUUACGAAAGAAAAGAUUGCGCGGCACAGCUGUUGAACUUUCCGUACAAAGCAAAAAUACCAUUGGAUUAUUGCAUCGUGGAGGUAAUAUUUGGUGAAUUAUUCAGAUUGCCGUCACCGAAGCAUCUGGAGAUUUGUUACGGAUCAAUCUUGAUUGAACUUUGCAAGCUACAACCGUCAACUAUGCCGCAAGUUUUAGCGCAAGCAACGGAGAUAUUAUUCCGUCGCAUAGACAGCAUGGCUGCUACUGCGUUCGAUCGGUUUGUUUGGUGGUUCGCGUAUCAUUUAAGUAACUUUCAAUUCCGUUGGUCUUGGGAGGACUGGGAUUCGUGUUUGCAACGCGAUCCGGAACACCCGCGUCCAAAGUUCAUUCGCGAAGUACUUCUUAAAGCUUUACGAUUAUCGUAUUAUCAGAGAAUACGAGACAUGAUGCCGGAAUCGUACGCUGACUUGAUUCCAGCACCACCGGAGCCUAUUUACAAGUACACUUCCGAAGGGGCUAGUUCCCUUCCCGGUACAGCCGCUGCUCAUGAACUAGUUGUUUCUAUUAGACGUAAGUGUACACCGGAAGAAGUGUUGAACGUGUUGAACACAUUGCCCGGUCCCAGGGAAAAUGAAGAGACAAAUAAUUUCAAUCCUUUGAAAAUUGAUGUUUUUGUACAGACUUUAUUAAACCUAGGAUCGAAGAGUUUUAGCCAUAGUUUCGCAGCUAUAGGGAAAUUUUAUUACGUUUUUAAGGUUCUCGCGGAAACAGAGGAAGCGCAGAUAUGCAUUUUAAGAAAUAUGUACUCGUUGUGGAAGAAUCAUUACCAAAUGAUGGUCGUUUUAACGGACAAGUUAUUAAAGACGGGCAUCAUCGAGUGCAGCGCCAUCGCGAACUGGAUAUUUUCCAAAGAGAUGGCAUCGGAGUUUACCAAGCUAUACAUUUGGGAGAUACUUCAUUUAACGAUCCGAAAGAAGAACAAGCACGUGACCAAGUUGAGCACGGAAUUGGCCGAAGCACGAGAGAAAUUGAGAAGAGCGGAAAGUAGAUCUGGAUCAUCGUCGGAGGAUGAGGAUAAUAAUAAAGACAGGAACAAGGAGAAACCGUCGGAGGACGUUGUGGAAAGAAUGGAAGAGAAACUGGAGGCAGCACAGGCUGAUCAGAAAAAUCUGUUUUUAAUCAUUUUUCAGCGGUUCAUAAUGAUUUUGUCCGAGCACUUGGUACGUUGCGAUACCGACGGCAUAGACUAUAAUACUCAUUGGUACAAGUGGACCAUAGGGAGAUUACAGCAGGUGUUCCUAACGCAUCACGAACAGGUUCAAAAGUAUUCAUCGACAUUAGAAACCCUGUUGUUUACGCCGGAUCUGGACCCUCAUAUUUUGGACGUAUUCCAUCAGUUUGUUUCGCUUCGAGCAUGAGCGUGACAUUCACGGUAACCGUGAAUGAAAAUUUCCUUCCUUGAGAUGCAAGUUGAAAAUCCAUGGUUAGAAAGAAUCGUGGCUUUCGAUGAUGGAGAAAAUGGUUGUAUCAAGAGUGAAGUGUAGGGACGAGAAUCCAGAUUACAUUAACGUUACGCACGGAACGAAAACACCUUUUCAUAAUUACAUGACGAAUCACAUAAUGUUAUGUGUAAAUGUUUACGGUUUUGUAUUGCUGUUUAUUUCCUCGUGAUGUAAAUAUCGAAUAUAUUUAUCCACCUCCAUGCAAACAUUCUAUUCGUAAAGAAUUUACCCAAGUAAAAUGUACGUAAGGAUAAUAAAGUUGGUGUAAAUGAAAAGUCGCAGGCCACGCGCGCACACACUGUACACCGUAAGUUAC